Metarhizium brunneum ARSEF 3297 is the source of this 804-nucleotide messenger RNA. RefSeq lists its product as uncharacterized. NCBI's taxonomy places the organism in Eukaryota, Fungi, Ascomycota, Sordariomycetes, Hypocreales, Clavicipitaceae. The record is from RefSeq and is a predicted model, not a curated record.
AUGAUGAUCAAUUCUUCACCAGAGUAUGCCAUAACGAAGCCGGGGAUGUCACAUUAUUUGUCAAGGAAGCGCGACAAGCCGCUCCGAACCUAUGGGCGGAAGGCUGCUUCAACGCCAGAACCACGAGGUGAACCACCUGCAAAAAGGGUCCGAGUGGAGCCUCAAGCCCAUAUCAACAUGGAGAGGAAAUUACCAGCGAUGCAAAAUCCGUCGUCCAAGAAAGAGCAGUCAGAUUCAACUUUGAAGUUGGAAAAAGAGUCGCCGCCGCUACCUAGCGCCGAAGCAGCAACACGAUCGUCCAUCUUACAAUAUUUUAAGCCUGUACCGAUCGACAUGAAGAAGCUAGAACAUAUAGAAAAGAAGGGAGACGUGCAUAGAAACCCAGAGCCGGCGCUUUCGCGGGUCGUGCGAAGGCGAAGGAAGGCUCGACUGCUAAGAAUCAGAGCGACUUCACUGCCAUCAGACGAAUCCGAAGACGCUAUGAGCCUCUCGGGCAGAGACGAAACAGAUAGCAAUGCCUCGUCGCCGGAUGGGAAAAGGAAAACAUUGUAUGCUAGAGAGGGCAGUGUAUUGAGUCAGGGACGGAGGGACAGCACUUCAUCGGACAUCAAGCCUGGUCUUGGGACAAGAUCGGGGCGUUCGCCGACAGUGCAAACAACACUGAAUAUCUCCUCCAAGGCGGCGUUUGCAGAGUGCAAGGUGUGUAAUAUUGUUUGGAACCCGCUGUACCCGGAUGAUGUGAAGUAUCAUGACAAGAGGCACAAGACUAUGGUGAGAAAGGCGAAGAAGGCGGAUGACUUGUAA